This is a messenger RNA of Phyllostomus discolor (pale spear-nosed bat), 3864 nucleotides long. RefSeq names its product heparan sulfate 6-O-sulfotransferase 2 (gene HS6ST2). Gene Ontology annotation, cellular component: membrane. Gene Ontology annotation, molecular function: heparan sulfate 6-sulfotransferase activity. Lineage: Eukaryota; Metazoa; Chordata; Mammalia; Chiroptera; Phyllostomidae. The record is from RefSeq and is a predicted model, not a curated record.
GCUCCUGAUCCUUAGUACCCUGAGUUGCCUGAAGGGGGGAAUGGCACUGUCUGAGUGUGCAGCCCGGACGCUUAGGCGGACACUGCAAUCGGAGCAAGGAGAGCCCGCCCGCACCACCUGUCCCCGCCGACAUUCCAGAGUAGAGACUGAAUUGGCAGAGAGCCGGCGAUCAGUCGCCGCCUCAGUCCGUGCUGGCCCUCCUAGGGGUGUGUCUCACGGAUUCUACUCCCAGCUGCUAGACGAGUCCCUAAAGGCGUCUUCCUCCCAGGCGGGAGACACACGCACCCCACUCUUCACGCUGCUGCCCCGAGGCCGCAGCAGGCGGAUGCACGACCUCAGGAGACGCUGGGACCUGGGCUCCCUCUGCCGGGCCCUGCUCACUCGGGGCCUGGCAGCCCUGGGCCACUCGCUGAAGCACGUGCUCGGUGUGAUCUUCUCCAAGAUUUUCGGCCCGCUAGCCAGCGUCGGGAAUAUGGAUGAGAAAUCCAACAAGCUGCUGCUGGCUUUGGUGAUGCUGUUCCUAUUCGCCGUGAUCGUCCUGCAAUAUGUGUGCCCUGGCACAGAAUGCCAGCUCCUCCGUCUUCAGGCGUUCAGCUCCCCGAUGCCGGACCCUUACCGCUCAGAGGAUGAGAGCUCCGCCAGGUUCGUGCCCCGUUACAAUUUCAGCCGAGGCGAUCUCCUGCGCAAGGUAGACUUCGAUAUCAACGGCGAUGACCUGAUCGUGUUCCUGCACAUCCAGAAGACAGGGGGUACCACUUUUGGCCGCCACCUGGUGCGAAACAUCCAGCUGGAGCAGCCUUGCGAAUGCCGCGUGGGUCAGAAGAAAUGCACUUGCCACCGGCCGGGUAAGCGGGAGACCUGGCUCUUCUCCAGGUUCUCCACAGGCUGGAGCUGCGGGCUGCACGCCGACUGGACUGAGCUUACCAGCUGUGUGCCCGCUGUGGUGGAUGGCAAGCGCGAUGCCAGGCAGAGACCAUCUAGAAACUUCCACUAUAUCACCAUCCUCCGAGACCCAGUGUCCCGGUACUUGAGCGAAUGGAGGCAUGUCCAGAGAGGGGCAACAUGGAAAGCAUCACUGCAUGUCUGCGAUGGAAGGCCCCCAACCUCUGAAGAGCUGCCCAGCUGCUACACUGGUGAUGACUGGUCCGGCUGCCCACUGAAAGAGUUCAUGGACUGUCCCUAUAAUCUAGCUAACAAUCGCCAGGUGCGCAUGCUCUCUGACCUGACCUUAGUAGGCUGCUACAACCUCUCUGUCAUGCCGGAAAAGCAAAGAAACAAGGUCCUCCUGGAAAGUGCCAAAUCGAAUCUGAAGCACAUGGCAUUUUUUGGCUUAACUGAGUUUCAGCGGAAGACCCAGUAUCUGUUUGAGAAAACCUUCAACAUGAACUUUAUUUCACCAUUUACCCAAUAUAAUACCACUAGGGCCUCUAGUGUAGAGAUCAAUGAGGAAAUCCAAAAGCGUAUUGAGGGGCUGAAUUUUCUGGAUAUGGAAUUGUAUAGCUAUGCAAAAGACCUCUUUUUGCAAAGGUAUCAGUUUAUGAGGCAGAAGGAACAUCAGGAAGCUAGGCGGAAGCGUCAGGAGCAACGCAAAUUUCUGAAGGGAAGAUUCCUUCAGACCCAUUUCCAGAGCCAGAGUCAGGUCCAGAGCCAGAAUCAGAGUCAGAAUCAGAGUCAGAAGCCAAAUCUGAACGUAAAUCAAAAUGUGACCCAGAAUCUGAUUCAAAAUCUGCUUCAGAAUCUGACUCAGAGUUUAAGUCAGAAUUCAAGCCAGAAAGAGAACCUGGAAAACCAGAAGCAGAACACAGGCCAAGAGCAGAGCGAUAGCAACACCAGCAAUGGCACCAAUGAUUAUAUAGGCAGUGUAGAGAAAUGGCGUUAAAUGGCCAAAGGCUUUUGCACACUCCUCCCAAAGCGCCAGUAAGAAUAUGGCUGGUUUGAAAAGAUGAGAAUGUUCAAACACAUUUUGUUUCCCUAAGCUUGGAAGCUGAAAAAAGUUAAGAUGUUGCCUUUACAGUUGCCUUUAAAUUAAAUGUUAUACUGUGUGUGGGUAUAACAAAUUUCAAUAUGUAAUUAAAUUGUCUUUUUUUUGGUUUGUUGGAAUAUUUAUAAAAUCCAAAAACCAAAUCAGACUCAACAGAUAUUGCUCUUUAGAUAUAUUAAGAGGUUCUUAAAUUACUUAUAAAAACAAAAUGAAAACAAAAUGGGGCCAUUUAAUAUCACUAAAAAUGGACUUUAAAUUAUUUAUGAUACACUGUUAAAACUCAAUCUUCCAAGCAAAUUUUUUUCAAGGGUAAGCAUGAAUACAAACAUUUAAAAAACUAAAAUUAAAGACACAGCCUUUCAUCUUCUUCUGAUUUUUAACAGGAAAGCUCUUUGAAUAGAAUAAGAAGUGAUGGUAAAUUUUACUGAACUGUAGAAAGUGAAAAAAUUCUCUCCCAAACAUGGGUAGUUUUAUGUAAAGAUAUUGGCUUUUCAAGUAGAACAAGACUCAUAUCUUGUUAUUUAAGAGAUGUUUAAAAUUUUAAACGUUUUCUACCUUCUAGUCCUUAAAGGUUUUAAACAGGGUGUAUCUCAUAUUAACAAAACAUUUUUUUUUUCCUAAAUGGAAUACCAAUGGAAAGAUCUGAUUUCCAGACACAUUCUGGGCACUGUAAUUUCAACACUUCUGGAAUCUUUUUGGCGCUGCUUCUCUUUCAUUUUAAGGCUUCUGAGUUUUGCUCAUUCCAAAUUAAUCCAUUUAUACAAUCUUUCUUCAUCAUCUAAAUGGUGCAUUGCUGAAUUUAUUGUGAUAUAUAACCCUGAAUAGAAGUCAGGAUUUUCUGUAGAGUUGUCUUAUCAAUAUUUGUGUUGUGAGGUCCUUAUCAAGAAACUCUUGAACAGGAUAAUGUGUCUAAAAAUGUUGCUGAAGUUAUUCUUGAUCAAGUAGAGUUGAACCCGAAUGUGAAUUAAUUAUUAUUUACUCUUUGUACAUUUUUACUGUGAUGUUUCCGGUUGGCCUGGCUAUAUGUAGCCCAUUAAUUCUUUUUUGUGUUGACAGAUUGUAGACAACUACAAGAGAAAAACAUGGUAGAAUAAGCCUUAGGAUAGCCAGAGUUAUUCACUAACACCAAAAACUGUACCUCGAUACUUUGGGUUAACCCUCUACCAGGUUUUAUUUUAAGAAAGAACCAAAGGAAACGCUGUGCUGCAGUGAGGUUAAGUAUCAGGAUAAAAGUUGAGGAAAAUGAUUUAGUAUCAUAAGUCUAUACAUAAGUACUUUUAGGGUACUGACUAUGAAUUGAGAAGGGCAAAAAAAAAGUACAAGUACUGAUCCUACUGUGCUAUGAAGCAUUGUAAUUUUAGGAAGUUUCCAUUUUACAGAUUUUGCUAUACUUUUUAAAGAACUUACACUAACCCCCUGGCUGUCAAUCAAACAAGGCAAUGGAAGUGGCAUUUAUGUUUUCAAGAGGGCCAUGCUUAGAAGUAUGACCAUAAGUCAUAUCUUGUACAAUCUGCUCAUUUGCAUGAUCUUGUUUCAUCUGUAAUAAUAUGGCCACAAACUGGACAAGAAGCUGAGUAUUUUAGUUUAAAAUUAAAUUUUCUUGACUCUGAGCGUGUGUCAAAAUAUCUAAGUUUUGCUUUGUCUGACAGUAUUGCAGUCUUAGGAAUUCUGAGAGCUGAAAAACUGAAAGGAUUUUUUUUAAAAAUCAAACACACCUUGAAGUGAAAGUGUUUUAGAAUGAAACUAUUUUGUGUACAUUGUGUUUUUAAAAUAAAGAUUCUGUAGAUCAUUGUGGUAUUUCAGUAUUAUUUAGUUUUAAUUGAUAAUGUUUGCUCUGUAAACUGAUAGUUACUAUUAGAAAGCAGGAUGAAGCCUGAGCCAGU